Messenger RNA from Alternaria atra, 690 nucleotides. RefSeq lists its product as uncharacterized. Bases 1 to 690 code for a protein of 229 amino acids. The record is from RefSeq and is a predicted model, not a curated record. Gene Ontology annotation, molecular function: oxidoreductase activity. Lineage: Eukaryota; Fungi; Ascomycota; Dothideomycetes; Pleosporales; Pleosporaceae. The transcript is spliced from 5 exons.
AUGUGUGCAACUUCAGCUGAUAAUCUCUCCAAAGCUGCCAAAGAGAUUGACGAUGAACUUCCAGAUGCCAAGAGCCGGUACUGGACGUGUAUUGUGGACAUUGCCAAUCUGGAUAGUGUUCGUUCUUGGAUCGAAGAGACUGUGGCUAAGUUUGGAAAGCUCGAUGGGGCUGCAAACGUUGCAGCGGUGGAACAACGUGAAAUCUUCCCGAUCACAGAUCUUGACCCAGAAUACUUUGCGAGACUAGUCAACGUAAACGUUGUCGGCACCUUUCAUUGUUUGAAAGAAGAGAUGAAGGCCAUCAAAGAUGGUGGCUCGAUCGUAAACGUCGGAAGCAUUGCGAGCCAGUACGCCACAUAUGGCACAUCAGCCUACGUCGCAGCUAAACAUGCACUUAUCGGCUUGACGAAAGUUGCUGCUUUUGAAGGAGCAUCAAGGCGAGUCAGAGUUAACGCGCUGUGCCCUGGAUGCUUCAACACACCAAUGAUGACGCAACCAUUCAACUCGCCGAAUGGCCAAUUCCAUCUUAAUAAAGAUAACAUUCCGUGUAUUCUGAAUCGUGAGCUCCCAGAAACAUGGGAGAUUGCUGGGUCCGUCGCUUUUCUACUUGGUGAUGAGGCUGCUCACGUUACGAAAGCGUCGUGGUUUGUUGACGGUGGCUGGGUGGAGGGAAACUACAGCUCUGGCUGA